Vollenhovia emeryi is the source of this 2780-nucleotide messenger RNA. It is a transcript of the gene Tmtc2, whose product is annotated as transmembrane and TPR repeat-containing protein CG4341. Gene Ontology annotation, molecular function: mannosyltransferase activity; protein binding. The coding region runs from base 1 to 2511 and encodes 836 amino acids. NCBI's taxonomy places the organism in Eukaryota, Metazoa, Arthropoda, Insecta, Hymenoptera, Formicidae. The transcript is spliced from 10 exons. Gene Ontology annotation, biological process: protein O-linked glycosylation via mannose. Gene Ontology annotation, cellular component: endoplasmic reticulum membrane. The record is from RefSeq and is a predicted model, not a curated record.
AUGGAUAUCCUCGCCGUAGCCUGCGCCCUCGUCGCGACGGCACUCUACUGCAACACCCUGCAAGCGGGUUUCGUCUACGAUGACCGGAGAGCCAUCCUGACGAACCCUGACCUGCUGGCGAGCACGCCUUGGUACCGGUUGUUCGAGAAUGACUUCUGGGGAACACCGCUGACGGAACGUGGCUCGCACGGCAGCUAUCGACCGCUCUGCGUGGCCACCUUUCGUCUGAAUCAUUUUCUGGGCGGCCUCGAGCCCUGGGGCUACCAUCUGGUAAACGUAGCGUUACACGCCGCCUGCACCGUUCUCGUGGUCAAGGUCGCCAGGAAGGUUCUACCAGGAAGGAGCAAUCUCGCGCACGCGAUCACGGGUUUCCUGUUUGCGGUCCAUCCCAUUCACAGUGAGGCUGUGGCCGGUAUAGUCGGACGUGCCGACCUUCUUGCCUGUUUCCUGACCUUGACAUCUUUCCUGACGUACUCGGCCCAUUGUAAUCGCACGAGAUCGCCGUUUCCCCUGCUGCUGGCCCUGGUGUCGUCGACGCUGGCCACCCUCGCCAAGGAAACGGGCAUAUCGUCCCUGGCCCUCUGCCUUCUGUGGGAACUUUGCCGAGGCGAGCCAAGUCGAAAGGGCAACUGCGGCUUCACCCGGGGCCGGAGCGUCGGCAUUCUGUCGGGCGGCCUCGCGCUCCUCGCGCUGGGCCGGCUGAGGCUCGCGGGCAGCAGGCCGGAGUUCGCGAGCGCUGACAAUCCGGCGGCGCGGCAUCCGUCGCGGCUGACGCGCGGCCUGACGUUCCUGUAUCUGCCGGCGGCCAGCGCGAGAAUGCUGCUCUGCCCGAGCACGCUGAGCUUCGACUGGUCGAUGGACGCCGUGCCGCGCAUAACGAGCCCGCUGGACCCGCGGAAUCUGGAAUCCGUGUGCCUGUACGCCGUCCUGAUCGGCGCGACGUUCUGGGCCGUCAGGGGUCUGCGACGGCCGCCGCUCCAGCAGGCGUAUCCACGCUCGGCGUCGUCCAGGUGUCCCGUGUGCGCCGGCAGACGUGCCGGCGGCUGCCACACGGACGGCUGCCGGGCGGCCAACAACAACAACAACAGUCCGCUCGGCGAUUGUCACUGUGCCAAGAGGGCGAACGGCUACGGCGGCGCGAACGGCAUCAACGUCGGCGGCAGCGGCGGCGGCCGGCAAACCGCGGCCACCGCCGUCGCCGUCUCCCUGGGCUUCCUCGUGCUCCCGUUCCUGCCGGCGAGCAAUCUCUUCUUCUACGUGGGCUUCGUUCUAGCCGAGAGGAUACUGUACCUGCCCAGCGUGGGGGCCUGUCUGGCGGUCGGCGCCGCGGUAUCUGGCUGCUACCGGAUAGCGAGGCGAAACGGCUCCAGGACGCGCGGCAGAGCGGUGCUGCUGGGGACCGCGAUCCUCAUCGGCGUCAUGUCGGCGAAAACGCUCGUGAGGAAUGCCGACUGGAGGGACGAGGAGAGCUUGUACAGGUCCGCGCUGCACGUCAAUCCUCCGAAAGCUUACGGCAACUUGGGCAGCAUUCUCAGCGAGCAGGGGCGAGUAGCCGAGGCGGAAGAAGCGUUCGUUCAAGCUCUCCGCUAUCGACCGAACAUGGCAGACGUGCACUACAACCUGGGCAUAUUACAGCAGGGAAGAAAGAAUUACGACGAGGCGAUUUUGAGUUAUCAACGAGCCAUUCAUUUCCGACCUUCGUUAGCUCAGGCUUAUGUGAACCUGGGAGCCGCGUUGAUUUCGGUCGGACGUGGCACCGAGGCAGCUGCGGUUUUGCGCGCCGGUGCAUCCUUGGAUGGCUCCGGCUUGAAGGACAAAAGGGCUCACGAGGCGGCCAGGGUGCAGGCCCUCCUUCAAUUAGGCGCGCUGUAUGCCGAUCAGGGUAGAUUACAAAGAGCCCUGUCGGCGUAUAGGGAAGCCCUGCGUGCCCUACCGGAUCACUAUCCACCUCAGAGCGUGUACAAUCUGCUAGGCGAGACGCUGUCGAGGCUGCAACAGUACGCGGAAGCGGAGAGGUGGUUUCAGGCGAGUUUGGCCAGCCAGCCUGACCACGUGCCGGCCCACAUCACUUACGGGAAACUUUUGGCACGGAACUCGAGCCGCGUCCUGGAAGCGGAGAGAUGGUUCCUGAGGGCCCGCAGAUUGGCGCCGGACGACCCCAGCGUGCACCAUCAUUACGGGCUGUUCCUGACGUCGCAGGGCCGACUGGUGGAGGCUGCCGAGGAGCAGCUGCGAGCGGCCGAGCUGUCGCGGUCCGAUUACGAGCUGUCGGUCGCGGCGGCCUCGGCGCUGAGGCAGGCCGAUCGUCGCGAUGAGGCUGAGGUCUGGUACCGACACGCCGCCAGCCUGAGGCCGCACGAGGCCCGCAGCCACACGAAUCUCGGCGCGAUCCUACACCUGAACGGCAAGUACAAGCAGGCCGCCGCAGCUUACAAGGAGGCCCUCAGGUUGCAGCCAGGCGACGCGACGACCAUAACGAAUCUGCACAAACUGGCGGCGAUCUUGGCGUGACCUGAAGUAGCCGAGGGCGACGGCGUUGGUGAAGAGACGCGAGGGCGAGGAGAGAACGAGCGAGCGAGGCGAGACGAGGAGGACCCAAUCUUACCGAUCUUACCGUGUACCCCGAGAUCCCCCACCGGCCCGAUCUUCCUACCGAUAUUCGUUUAUAUCUCUGCGUCGUCGGUGACGCGCGCAUUCGUCGUCCGCGUCGACGACGCGCGGCCGACUCGUAUUGCCUGCUAUGGUAUGUAAAGAAUAAAGCUUCCUUUAUUUUUCUCUAA